Messenger RNA from Drosophila virilis, 3099 nucleotides. It is a transcript of the gene Moca-cyp, whose product is annotated as nuclear cyclophilin protein Moca-cyp. The record is from RefSeq and is a predicted model, not a curated record. Gene Ontology annotation, biological process: protein folding; protein peptidyl-prolyl isomerization. Lineage: Eukaryota; Metazoa; Arthropoda; Insecta; Diptera; Drosophilidae. Gene Ontology annotation, molecular function: peptidyl-prolyl cis-trans isomerase activity.
UUGUUUGGCAGCCCUGAUAGUUUGCAAGCGCAGGGUUCAUCACAGAAGAGAGAAAAAAGCAAAAGAAAAAGUUGUGCAACGUGAAAACUUAUCAAUAAAUAUACACAAAUCGAUUGCAUUUAGUUGAAAAUAUGACGGUUAAUAAGCGGGACGCGAGUGCAACGCGACCGCGUUGUUUUUUUGAUAUAACGCUCGGCGGCUUGAGUGUCGGUCGCAUCGUGUUCGAGCUGUUUAGCGAUGUUGCGCCCAAAACGGUUGAAAAUUUUCGAGCUCUGUGUACGGGCGAAAAGGGCACCGGUCUUGUCACCGGCAAACGACUACACUAUAAAGGUGUCAUAUUCCAUCGUGUGGUCAAGGACUUUAUGGUGCAGGCGGGCGAUUUUAGUGCAGGCAACGGUACCGGCGGCGAAUCAAUUUAUGGCGGCACAUUCGAGGACGAAUGUUUCGACAAGAAGCACGAUCGUCCCUUUCUGCUGUCGAUGGCAAAUCGCGGCAAGAACACAAACGGCUCGCAGUUCUUUAUUACAACACAGCCUGCGCCACACUUGGACAAUAUCCAUGUUGUAUUCGGUCAUGUUUUAUCGGGUCAGGAUUUGGUGCGUCAGUUAGAGGAUCUGCCCAUUGAUCGCAAUUCGCGCCCAUUGCAGGAUGCGGCCAUAGCCAACUGUGGCGAGUUGGUCAAGCAAACAAAGGCAGCAAAAAAGGAGAAGAAACGCAGAAAGCGUUCCACGGCAUCGGAGGAAUCGGCUAGCGACAAUGAUGAGAUUGCGGUCAAGCAGCGCAAGGAUAAGCUAAAGAAGAAGCGUUCGCGCAAGGAGUCCAAUUCGAGCGGCAGUGAAAACAGCGACACGGGACGUGCUGCCCGCGGUAAUGGACGCCAGAAUUACUCGGAAGAGGAGGGCGAGAUACAUCCGUUGGUUACGCUAACAAAAAUUGAUCCCAGCGAGAUACCAGAGGUUUCGAAUAAAUUCCUAAUGCGCGCCGAAAGAUCACGUUCCCGUGAGGAUGGCCGCGGUGGCCGUGAAAUAUCUCGUGAUGCACGUCAGCGUGAACGCGAGCACGAUCGCGAUCGUGAUCGUGAUCGGGAGCGGGAGCGGGAGCGUGAUGAUCGCGACAGAGGCAGAGAGCGUAACCGUAACGCCUUUGGCUGGUCAAAAAAACAGGUGCCCACCUCGCGCAGCGGACGCAUUGUCAAGGGGCGUGGCGUCUUUCGCUUUCGCACGCCAUCGCGCAGUCGAUCGAAGAGCAUAACGCCGCCGCAUUGGAAGCAUGCGCAGAAGCGCACCAUCAAGCUGUCGGAUCUGGAGCGCAUGGAGGAGGAGAACAAGAUGCGCGACGAGGAGGUGAGGCGUCGUGAGCAGGAGCGCAAGAAGCGGCACGAGGAGGCCUCCAAGGAUCCUAAAAAGUCCUUCUUUGAGCUGUCACACGCUAGCACCUACGGCGGCAAGGUGACGCCCGAGAAGUCGCCCUCGAAACAGAAACAGUCGAGCGGCAGCAAUGCCAAGCAGGGCACAUCCCAUUCGCAGAAAGAGUCAGAACGCGGCAAGGCAAAGGAAAGUCACGAGAAGGAGCGCGAAAAGGAAAAACCCAAAGACGAAGCUCCCCCAAAGCGGCGCAAAUCCGUUGAUAUGAACGCCCUGGAUUACGAACAGCAGACGGAUAGUGAGCCUGAGCCGGAGCUCAGCAAGUCAGCUCAAAAGCACAGCGAGUCCAAGGCGUCCUCUGCAAAGGAGCAUGAACGCCCAAAGGUGGCCGAACCGCCAGCAGAAAGUCGCCACAAGCGAGAUGAACGCAAGAACGCAGAAGACAAAAUCCGCGAGCGAGAAAAAUCUAAGCGCAGUCGAGAACGUUCCAGUUCACGCAAUCGGCACAGGAGUCGAUCCCGUUCCGCUCAACGCAGACGUUCUCCGGCUCGUCGCCAGCAGCGCUCGCCUCCGCGACGCCAGGGCAAUAAUAACAAUAAUAAUAAUAAUAGUAAUAAUACUAACAACAAUAUGAGUCAGAAUCAGUUUAACCGCAAUCGUCGCAAUCCCUUCGCCGAUCGAGAUCGACGUCAACGGUCUCCGGACAACGAAUACCGCAACCGCUUUCCGCUCUCGCCCAUACGCACCCGCGGCUCGCCUGUGGAGCGCCGCCGGUCCAGGGAACGCCAGCGACGCUCCCGCAGUCGUGGGCGCCGCCAGGAAUCGCCCGAGCGCAGACGUCAGGAGUCGCCAAGUCGCAGACACCAAGAGUCGCCGGUUCGAAAGCGGCAAGAGUCACCAGAAAAAAAACGACACGAGUCACCGAUUAGGAAGCGACAAGAGUCGCCCGUUAGGAAACGGCAAGAGUCACCCGUUAGGAAGCGGCAAGAGUCGCCGGAGCGCAAGCGGCGAGAUUCACCGGACCGUAAGAGACGAGACUCACCCAGUCGCAAGCGCCAUGGAUCGCCAGAGCGAAGACGCAGUCGUAGUCGUGGCCGGCGGCACAGCGGCUCGCGCAGCACCAGCCGGCCGCGACGGGGCCAGCGCUCCCAAGAGCGUCGCUCGCGGGAACGAAGUCCGCCAAAGGUUUCCUCGGCCGUGCCUGGCUCGGAAUCCGAGGAUAAGGAUAAAGCAGCUCGCGAGAAAAUGCAAAAGCGGGUAGAGGCCGCACUGCUGCUCAAGGAGCAUAUGCGCAAGGAAAUUGCCAAGGAGGAGGAGCGACGCGCUGAAAAGCAGCGGCAGGAUGAACUUGAGAAGGAACGCACCACUCGCGAGCUGAAUGAACUGGAGCGCCUGAAGGCGGAGACACUAAAGAAGCUGCAGGAGGAAGAACACGACCAGGACGAUCCAUCGGGCAGUCGCGUCAGACGCGAAAGUCGCGGCAACAGCCAUGACGCCAAAAAGCGUAAGCAUAAAAAGUCCAAGAAGCAAUCAACACGCUCGCCCCGAUCGGAGACGGAUUAGUUACCUAUAAAUACCAUUAAACAAUCUGACACCAUAUUCAAAAUCAAUCCACAGUCAAACAAUUGAAGUAAUUAUUAAUAAACACAAAUGUAAAAAUCAGUGCAUGAAUUCUAUGUAGUGUGAGCGCCCAAUAAAGCAAAACUUUAUCACAUGGUAAUUUUUUUAAAACUAA